Messenger RNA from Hyposmocoma kahamanoa, 505 nucleotides. RefSeq names its product bis(5'-nucleosyl)-tetraphosphatase [asymmetrical] (gene Apf). The record is from RefSeq and is a predicted model, not a curated record. Lineage: Eukaryota; Metazoa; Arthropoda; Insecta; Lepidoptera; Cosmopterigidae. The transcript is spliced from 3 exons. Gene Ontology annotation, biological process: ATP biosynthetic process; AMP biosynthetic process. Gene Ontology annotation, molecular function: bis(5'-nucleosyl)-tetraphosphatase (asymmetrical) activity. Bases 17 to 442 code for a protein of 141 amino acids.
AUUUCACUAUAAUAAUAUGUCACCAACUCGAGCAGCCGGCUUAGUAAUAUUCAGAAACGUAAAUCAAGUGGUACAGUUUCUUAUGCUUCAAACAUCAUAUGGUGAAAACCACUGGACUCCUCCCAAAGGCCAUGUUGACCCUGGUGAAUCAGAUUGGGUUACAGCGUUAAGAGAAACCCAAGAAGAGGCAGGUUUAUCAGAACACGAAAUGGAGAUAUACAAAGAUAUAUCAAAAACCCUUAACUAUGAAGUAAAUGGAAAACCCAAAACUGUGGUCUACUGGUUAGCUAAGCUGAAAAACCCAGACCAUAAAGUUUAUUUAUCUGAAGAACAUCAAGACUUGAAGUGGUUGCCAUUACAACAGGCACAAGAAAUAGCAGGUUACAGUGACAUGAAAAUGCUUUUGCAGGAGUUCCAUGAAAAGGCCCAGAAAUUAAUAUAAAUGUUAAAAUUUAAUAAGAGAAGACGUAUGUAUGUAAUAAGAAAUACAUGUUAAAAGUUGAAU